Messenger RNA from Rhagoletis zephyria (snowberry fruit fly), 725 nucleotides. RefSeq lists its product as uncharacterized. The record is from RefSeq and is a predicted model, not a curated record. Lineage: Eukaryota; Metazoa; Arthropoda; Insecta; Diptera; Tephritidae.
AUGGUUAGGAGUAAGGUUACGCCAAAAAACGUUUUCUUAAGAAGGGAAAUUUCCGAAGCGGAAAAGAUAUCUCAACAGCAGGAGUACAAAAGAAUUGUGAGCGAUUUACUGGAGCAGUCCACCUCCAAAGAAGCCUCUUUGACCCAUGACGAGAAGGACGAGGAGACCUUUGCUGAAUACGUCGAUGCUUCGACUCCGUUGCAUUCUCCACAUCGAGUCACUACACCUAGCAAGGUGUUUUACUACGACAGCACGUUAAUGGAAGUUGAGGACCUGCAAGCAAAAGUAAGAGACCUGCUACGCGAAAACGCUUUUUUGAAAAAAGAAAACCAGAAACAAAAAACCGAGAUUGCCAGUUUACAGGAGGAAUCGGAAUUGCAGCAGAAAAAGCAUGCUUGGGAUAUGGAGUCGUUGCAGAAAAGCCUGUUGGAGGUGAAGAUGGACCUGAAAAAUAUAGAAGACAAGUUGGCUAAGAUUUUCACUGAUGGUCAAAUCAGCAAAAUGAAAAAAGCUAUGAAAAGGCAAACGUGGACCGAAGAGGAUAUAGCACAGUCCAUAACGCUUUAUGCUGCAUCUCCCAAGGCUUACCGUCUCCUCUAUAAGCAAGACUUUCCGCUUCCAGGUGUCCGAACCUUACAGCGAUAGGCCCAGAAUGUAGACAUCUCCAGAGGUUUGAUCCAGUCGGUAUUCAAAUUGCUGGAAGCCUCUACACAUAUGACUACCAC